AUGAAGCCCACUCUCACCACCCUCACCCCCCUCCUCCUCCUCCUCGCCCACCUCACCACCGCCCAAAACUGCUACUUCCCCUCCGGCACCCUCGCGCCCGACUCAACCCCCUGCUUCCCCGCCAACAGCAGCGCAAGCGUCUGCUGCCCCCUCAAAUGGGAAUGCCUCUCCAACGGCCUCUGCCACCUCGCAGCGGAGAAUUACUUCGGGAGGUAUUCGUGUACGGAUCGGGCGUUUGGGGUGGGAUGUCCUGGGUUUUGUACUACAGGGGCUGGCGAAGCGGGCAACGAGGCGGUUCUGCAGUGUGCGGAUGGGCAUUGGUGCUGCGAUGGGAAUCGCUCGCGGGAUUGCUGUGCUGAUGGGGAGGCGGAGGUGAUUGAGGUUCCGGAGGGGGAGGUGGUGGCGUUUGUGUCGGUGGCGCCGGGGGCGAUGAGUUCUGGUGGUGAUGCUACGACGACGACGAGGGGAAGUAGCAGUGCGACGACUUCGACUUCGAGGACCAGCAGUUCAUCUUCGACGACGACGCAGACGGAGACGGAAACGACCAUCACAACCUCAUCAGCAACGACCAACGCCGCCGGCGUCGCAACAACAAUCCUCCUCAUCUCAACAGCCACGCAAGCCCUCCCAGCAUCACCAACCCCCACAACCGCAACCACCGCCUCCCCCUCGAAGAACAACACCCCCCUCAUCGCCGCCCUCUCCGCAAGCCUGCCCACGACCGCCCUCCUCCUCGCCGGCCUCAUCUUCCUCCUGCACCGCCGGCGGAAACAACAGAGCCCUCAUGAGGAGCAAGAUCAGAAACCUUCUACUUCCACCACGACGACGGAUACGGCGGAUUUGCCGUACAUGUACGGCAACGCGACCCUGACGGGCCAACCGCCUGAAAUCGACUCGUUCCCUGUCGCAGCUGGGACGUCGAAGGGCGGACGGACGAGUCUCGUCAGCGAAUUGAGCGGCUCCGAAGUCCCUUCACAAACCAGUCCGACGGUGUCCAGUCUGCACAGUCCCAUCAUGGGUAAAUCCGGAUUUGGAGGCCUGGGCCAGGUCCAAGAAGAAGAAGACAUCGGAGCGGUGGAACUCCCCGCCGAGAACGAACUUGACAGCGCUGCUGCUGCGGUGCAGACGAAGACGAAGGAUUGGGCGGAGAGAGAUAGACGCACGAGUUAUCCGGGUUAUGUGCCGUAUCGGCAGGAGGGCGGCGAGGGUUUUCGAUCGGGGUAUCCGAAUCCGCCUCCUCCAUCUCUACCUCCUCAACCGACUGCGACGGAGUCUUCGGCGGCGUAUGUCGCGUACCGGCCACCUGGUUCAGGAGAAGGAGGAGGCUCAGGCCCAGACCCAGAGUCAACCUCCCCCUCCCCCUUAGGAGAUCCAACCACCACAGCAGAAGCAGAACCUCCACAAGAAGCCACCCAAGAAGCUCCACAAGAAGCAAAACAGAACCCUCCAAGAGCCGAAGCAGCCACUCCACCACAAACUCCCCAAACCCAACCAGACACCGACUUCGAUCACGGCCAACUGGGCGCUGGAGGGCUGAGGAUUGUGAAUCAGUAG
This is a messenger RNA of Zasmidium cellare ATCC 36951, 1554 nucleotides long. RefSeq lists its product as uncharacterized. The record is from RefSeq and is a predicted model, not a curated record. The transcript has 2 exons. Bases 1 to 1554 code for a protein of 517 amino acids. NCBI's taxonomy places the organism in Eukaryota, Fungi, Ascomycota, Dothideomycetes, Mycosphaerellales, Mycosphaerellaceae.